AUAUUAAUCAACAAUAGUUAAAGACUGCACGUGCAUAUUUUCCUGUUCAUCAUUUUCACAACUCAUUGUAAGAAAUGUGCGUCCAAAACGUAAUAUGAGAAAGCGGUAUUUUAUUUUGAAGGAACACACGGUAACAGGAAGUGACAUAAACACCGCUCACGAGGGCAGGUGCUUAGACAUAUGGGACAGUGACAGGAAUCCUGAAGGUGAUUGAAGUAUGAUGGAAUCUCAGCUGAAACCACUGUGAUCGUAUUUUAAAUUUAAGUCGCGGAGCUGGAGAAAUGGAGGAAGCGUAUAAGGAAUUGUAUCAGCAGUUUCUUCGCCUGAGAUCUCUGUGCCUCAGACAGGCAGCCAUGCUGCAUCAGCUCACCACAGCGCUGCAGAAGCACCAAGGUGCUUCUGUUAUCGCAGGAGAAGUGGGUGGGAUGAAUUUAGUCCCUUCUCAUGACUCCCCUGUCUAUCACUAUCAACAUCCUCAACCGCUUGUGACUGACGAAUGGAAGCAUGCACCCCCGUGUGGCGUUGGCCACGCCUUUGGAAACCAGGGGGCUGUUUCUGGACUUCUCGCUGACGAUAUGGCGAAGCUCAGCGUGGACACGACUAAUCAGAGAAAACAGAAUGUGAAGGCGGAGAAUAUAAAUCCCUUCUGCUUAGACUCAUCCGUGUGCCUUGAAGCGUCCUCCGGCACUUCCAAACUUUUGAGGUCAAACUACUCCAGUGAAGUCAGGACUUACCCGAUGCCUGCAGGCUCCAGCCCUUAUCGGAUGGACGACUGCCUCGACCCGGCUGGAGGAGCCAUGCUUUCUGAAGUCGCUCUGCAAUCCCACGUGUGUGAAUUCUGCCAGGCGGUUUUUCCUGGGGAGGCCAGCACAAGAGGAGAUUUCUUACGGCAUCUCCACACACACGUCACGUAAAGAUCCUCUCCUCAUGCUCUGAUUGUACCUUAAUAGAUCAAUCUCCUCUUGGAAGUCUACUGUUGGACCCCGUCAUUCACAGAACUGCUUCUUUGGGUGAACUCUGCAGACUCUGGCAUGAUUUCUCUUUUUUAAAAUAAUGAAAAUGCAUUGCACAUACAACGUUUUUUUUUAUUUUUUAUUUUUUUUUUUUUUUAUAAAAUUAUC
Messenger RNA from Oryzias melastigma (Indian medaka), 1121 nucleotides. RefSeq lists its product as uncharacterized. The record is from RefSeq and is a predicted model, not a curated record. Lineage: Eukaryota; Metazoa; Chordata; Actinopteri; Beloniformes; Adrianichthyidae. The transcript is spliced from 5 exons. Bases 282 to 914 code for a protein of 210 amino acids.